ACAUUCUUUAGUUAUCUAAAGACAUGUGGGGGUAGGGACAGCCAAAUGUUCGGUAGAAUAAACAACUGAGUAACGGCUAAAGAAAGGCGAUUCCACAAGAACGUGAGUGGGACCUAGGUCACCUAGAGGGCAGCUGAGGAAGACUUCGGCCUUCAUCCCAGCAACCCCCAGGAGGCAGAUUACGACCACCUAGCAACUGCCGGCACAGGCGCACACACAACGCAAACGAUACCAGCCGACACGGCAGCAGGGACUAGAGACUGUAUAAAACAAGGGAACCCUUCUCCAUUUUUUGCACGCGCCCAUCACCGGAGGAUUGCCACGCUCGUCGCCGACAUCGCGGGAAGAUUGCCACGCUCGUCGCCGACAUCGCGGGAUCCAAGGGUGGUUGACAGAAGCCCAUCGUGGGACUUAGGGUUUCAGUUGUUCAGCGGGUCAUUCUUUGCAUUGUUUGCCUGAUCCUGUUAGGCCCGUUGCUGUUCUUUAUUAGGGAAAAGAUGGUGUGGGGAAAGUUUAUAUUCUUACUUUGUGAAUGUAUAAUCUUGUCUCAAUCAACGGGGAAUCUGAAUAACCAACCCAACCUGGCAUGGGAAUUGAUUACUGGUUUCGUCCGAAUCUGGAAUCGGACAGACCAAGGGUUUUGCGUGGACCUCCCUACGUCCGCGUCAGAGGGUCUCAAAUUUGCCGUUAUUUGGUUAAAUCUCUCACGAGUGUUAAAUUCAAAAUUAGAAAUGUUAAACCAAAAGUGUAUUCAGAAUACUCUCUGGAAGGGACAAUGUUUGUGGGGAAUUGACUACACACCUCCUCUGGGGUGGGAAGCUGACUACAUGCCCUCUCCAGUAGCCUAUAGGUUUCCAGUUAACACGACCUGGAGGGAUAUGUGGAAGGCUACAUGCUGGAAGCAACAGCUCUGCACAGGAACUACGAGUGCUACCCUUGCAACCCGAGAGGGUUGGACAGCAUGUCCCCAGGAAGUGCAACUCCCUUGCAUGUCUGUACUGAAUUCGAAGUGGUGUCCCCGGGAGGAGGAGAUCCCUUGUAAUCUGGUACAUUGGUGGGACCCUCCCCCUCACGGUGAACCCCUACAACAUGAAUAUAAUGUUCCGCUAUCCCCAGGUUGGUGUAUUCAAAUUCCUCGCAGAUGGGGUGGCUAUGCCCACCAGAAUCGUUCUCGUUAUGAAUAUGCUUGGUCCCUUAAGCAUGCUUUACGUGAUCCAGACAAUAUAAUUGAUGCACGGGAAAUAGAUCCCCUACCCUAUAAGAACACCCCCUUAAUGACCUGUUCACGGACCAUUGAUUGUGAAUCGUUAACAUGGGACCCUAUAGAAACAUGGUAUGUCUCAGAAUUGCGAACUUUCAUUCGGGAUAUGUGUACUUGUUGGGGUUUUCCGGUACCAGGAUUUAAACCUAGAGACCCCAGGUGUAAAGGGCCCAUUACCAGUCGAAAAACUGCAUUAAAAUGUGGAGUCACACUUACCCACGAAACCAAGUGGAACCUUGUGUGGAAAGGAGGAAUCGGAGUAACUAAAUCCUAUGACCCAUUAACGUGCUCCACUAUGAGAUAUCCAUCCCCUCAGGGCACCUUUUGGGCAUGUUCGAAUGGGAAAAUGUACUCCCACCUGCAUGUACACGAAAUGGCAGGUUUAUGCUGUACCAUCGGCGUUCCAACAAUGUGCCCUUCUAGAGUGUUCAAUUUCUCAGUGCCCCAUUACAACAGAAGGCGCCGGGAAAGUGAUGGACCCGAGACGCGACCUGAGUGGGCAGUGCAUGGAGUUCAGGUGCCUGAUUAUUACACCUGGGGCAUGACAACAUCUCUAAUGUUGGAGAAUAUAUUUACCCUUAAAAGGCACCAAUUCGUUUUAGAAAAUCUGACCUGGCAAGUACACGUCCUAAGCAAUUGGACCCGUUAUGCUUUCGGGGAAACAAAUUUACAGGUUCAACAAGUGUCUAAAAUGGCUUUGCAAAACAGAUUAGCUUUAGAUAUGUUAUUGUUAAAGGAGCAAGGUGUAUGUGGAAUGUUAAAUCUCACCGAUGGAGAAUGUUGUCUCACCAUACACAACGCAACCACCACCAUAGAAGAAGCGCGAGAGAAGAUGAGAGAGGUAACAGAGAAAACCGGAGAACUUUUUCAAGCGAUGCAGCCCAAGGAUCGGUUUAACAGCUGGGAUCCGAAAACUUGGCUCACCUCUCUUGCAGGCUCACUGGGACUUACAGGUUGGGGAAAAUGGCUUGUAAACAUUGGCCUCAUGAUACUGUGUGGAUUUUUAUUUUUGAUAAUUGGCCUUGCAAUAGGCAGAUGUAUGAUCUCUCGCUUGCUAUCCUCCAUUACAUCUAUUCGUCAUGUACGGAUCACAACGGUCGAGGAAGACCUCAGGGAAAGUGACUUUUGAAUAUUGUUGUAAUGUUAGGGCUGUGGGUUCCUGCUUUGCCUAUUCUUGUUACUCUUACCUUGUGUUUCCUCCUCUUGCUGUCUGUGAAGUCGCCACCCUGGAUGAGGAUUGUAUGGACAAUGUUUGAGCCACGGGGUGGUGUGAGGGACUGGAAGAGUUAAUGUCUGUUAAUGUCUCAAACAUUGUAGAUAAGUAAAACCCUGAGUUUCGGGAAGGUAAGUAAAUCGCUUGCAAGUGUUGAGACAUUCUUUAGUUAUCUAAAGACAUGUGGGGGUAGGGACAGCCAAAUGUUCGGUAGAAUAAACAACUGAGUAACGGCUAAAGAAAGGCAAUUCCACAAGAACAUGAGUGGGACCUAGGUCACCUAGAGGGCAGCUGAGGAAGACUUCGGCCUUCAUCCCAGCAACCCCCAGGAGGCAGAUUACGACCACCUAGCAACUGCCGGCACAGGCGCACCCACAACGCAAACGAUACCAGCCGACACGGCAGCAGGGACUAGAGACUGUAUAAAACAAGGGAACCCUUCUCCAUUUUUUGCGCGCGCCCAUCACCGGAGGAUUGCCGCGCUCGUCGCCGACAUCGCGGGAAGAUUGCCACGCUCGUCGCCGACAUCGCGGGAUCCAAGGGUGGUGACUAUCUCUUUUCUUUUCCCCCUCUUUCUUUUUUUCCUUAUUCCUCUCUUUUCUCUCUUCUUGUGAACGUUUUGCUGCAACCCACGCUGCCCACCGUUAUGCCUUC
This is a messenger RNA of Gymnogyps californianus (California condor), 3128 nucleotides long. RefSeq lists its product as uncharacterized. The record is from RefSeq and is a predicted model, not a curated record. NCBI's taxonomy places the organism in Eukaryota, Metazoa, Chordata, Aves, Accipitriformes, Cathartidae. The transcript is spliced from 2 exons. The coding region runs from base 498 to 2390 and encodes 630 amino acids.